GCCCUCCAGUUUUGGUUUGACGUGGCCCUAUCCUGCAAGGUGAGGGGAAGAACUUAAAGAAGCCCAAUACGUCAGCCUGCGCACAGCGGAGCCGUCAUCGGGCGGCGGGCGAGGCUCAAACAUCCCGGGGCUGCUGGUUGGAUUACCGGCUGACGUCACUGUAAAUUUGACUGAUCUGCAGAGAGCAUUAUAGCUGAGUACAGUCUUAACUAUUCCAAAGAAGUCUUAACCAGUUUUCCAACUGUUUAUCUACUGAGGGGUGGGAACCAUGUACUCCAGACGACGUGGAGGGAACCUGGGACUCCUGCUACUACUGGCCCAACUAUUCCAAGUGGGAUUUGAGAAUAUCCCACCUGUCACACUGCUAACAAUAGCACUGAAUGUCUUUCUGUUCUUAUCACCAAUGAAGCCAUUAUUGAAUGUUUGCAUCAAUGUACGCGAAACAUGGAAUGGACAAGAUUGGAAACGUCUUAUCUAUUCACCAUUUCACCAUGCUGACGACUGGCACCUAUAUUUCAACAUGGUGUCAAUGCUAUACAAAGGAAUCCACCUGGAACAGAGACUUGGCAGAAUCUGGUUUGCCUAUUUGUUGUCGGUGUUCUCGGUGAUGACUGGGAUUGUCUACUUGAUUUUGGAAGUGGCUCUAGCAGAACUGAUGGAUGAUCCGAACUAUAAAAUGCAAUGUGCGGUUGGCUUCUCAGGUGUUUUGUUUGCUCUGAAAGUUUUAAAUGGCUAUUACAACCCAGGAGGUGUGAGUUACGUGAUGGGCAUCCCAGUGCGGCAGCAGUAUGCAUGUUGGGCUGAGUUGGUUGCAAUUCAUUUAAUUGCCCCACGGUCAUCUUUUGUUGGCCACCUUUCUGGUAUUAUUGUCGGAUUACUAUACAUCAAAGGACCUUUGAAGGAUAUAAUGCAAGCAUGUGCUGAUAUUGUUUCGUCAAGCAACUACCCAAGACAACAAACCAGAUUCAGUAACCGAGGUAACUCUGGGUAUAGUUCUUCCAGAAAUGAUGGAUCAUAUGACACAACAGGCUUCACAGGAGGAAUGACUGAAGAGGAACAAUUGGACGCAGCAAUUUGGGCAAGUCUAAAUAAUCACGGUGUUAACACCCACAGAACUGCUGCUCACUGGAUUUGUUUUUGUUUUUCUCACCAUUCUCUGUAAAUGCUAGAAACUUGUACGUGAAAAUCCCAGUUUCUGAGAUAUUCAAAUUACCUUGUCUGGCACCAACAAUCAUUCUGCGGUCAGAGUCAUUUAGAUCAUAUUUCUUCCGCUUUCUGAUGUUUGGUCUGAACAACUGAAUCUCUUGAUCAUGUCUGCAUGCCUUUAUGUAUUGAGUUACUGCUACCUGAUUGGCGGAUUAGAUAUUUGCUGUACUGAGCAGGUGUAUCUAAUAAAGUGGCCAUUGAGUGUAUAUCCCUCAAUUUUUUGCAUAUGCAUCUGUAUAUUUAAACAUCUCUGAAAUGCUGCAAUUGUAUCUGCUUCCACCACUGCUCUUGGCAGCCCAUUCCAGGCACCUGCAGUUCUGUGUAUAUGGCCUGCAUAUCUCUUCUAAACAUUCCCCUCUAACCUUAAAUGCAUACCCCAUAUUUGACAGUUUUACCCUGGGGAAAAAGAUUCUGGCUGUCUACUCUAUCUAUGCCGCUCAUAAUUUUAUAUAUUUCCAUCAGAUCUCUCAGCCAAUGUUCCAGAGAGAACAGCUCUAAGUAUUGUCAAACCUCUCCUUAUACUCAUUCCCUCUAAUCUAGACAGCAUCCUGAUAAACCUCUUCUGCACCAGAGCAUCCACAUCCUUCCAGCAAUGGAGCACCCAGAACUGCAUGCAAUGUUCCAAAUAUAGCCUAACCAAAGAUUUUAUAGCUGCAACAUGACUUUCUUACUCUUAUUCAAGGCCGUCUGAGCAGACAAAGAUAUUACACUGAUCGGUAAGAAGGGAGGAGGGAUUGCAGUGUUUGUGAAUGAAAAAGGUGGUGUAAUCCCAGAUAUGUCACUGUAAAGGAACACUUUAUGUAGUCCAGACAUCAAACUUUUAGCCGUUGCGAUACAACCAUAUUAUUUGUCUCAACCGCCUUUUAGUUGCUG
This is a messenger RNA of Mobula hypostoma (lesser devil ray), 2079 nucleotides long. RefSeq names its product rhomboid domain containing 1 (gene rhbdd1). Bases 269 to 1162 code for a protein of 297 amino acids. Gene Ontology annotation, cellular component: membrane. The record is from RefSeq and is a predicted model, not a curated record. The transcript has 7 exons. NCBI's taxonomy places the organism in Eukaryota, Metazoa, Chordata, Chondrichthyes, Myliobatiformes, Myliobatidae. Gene Ontology annotation, molecular function: serine-type endopeptidase activity.